Messenger RNA from Adineta steineri, 6480 nucleotides. The record is from the annotation of a GenBank genome assembly. NCBI's taxonomy places the organism in Eukaryota, Metazoa, Rotifera, Eurotatoria, Adinetida, Adinetidae.
AUGACACAUCAACAACAAAAUGUACACGAACCACCAUCUUUAAAUUUCGAACAAUUUACAACUAAAUUAAAUCAAAAUUCAGCAAAUACCAUAGAUAAUGAUACACCAAUAACAUCAAGAAAUUCCAUAUCAUCAUUAAGUGAUCUACAACAAGAAUAUGAUCCUAUAUCAUCUUGUGAUUCUAAUCAAUUUUCAUCUAUACCUUAUAUUGAUUCAUCAUCAAUAGAUGAUUCUGAUAUAUCUGAUAAUAAACAAUAUGUAUUAAAUUCAUUAAAUCGUCAAACAUCAUUUUCUGAAACAGAUCUACUUGCAUCGUUACAUCGAAAUAAACAAUUGUCAACAAAUCAAUCUGAACCUGAUAUACCAUCAGAUGAUAUACUUUUUCUUGAAUGGGAUAAAGAACGUAAUCUAUUUCAAACUUAUAUUAAUUCAUUACGUAAAGAAAUACGUGUUCUUUUACAAGAACGUUUAGAAUAUCAAACACAAAAAUCAUUAAAUAAUGAUGAAAUGAAAAUUGAUUUAUUACAAAAAUCUUUAGAAGAAAAAAAUUAUAUUCUUGAACAAUUACAAACAGAUUAUGAAUUACUUAAAGAUAAAAAUACGAAUUUUCUACAUCAAAUAACACUAUAUAAAUGUGAUACACAAUCACAUAUAAAUAGUAUUGAUGAAUUAAAACAAAAGAUAAAUGAAUUAACAAUUGAUUUACAAAAUCAUAAACUUAUUAAACAACGUUUAGAAAUUUCAAUUCAUAAUUUAGAAGAUGAUUGUAAAAUUAUUGAUACAGAACGUAUUAAAUUAACAAAUGAUAUCAAAGAAAGUCAACAUAAUCAACAAGAUUUAGAAAAAUUAUUACAAAAAGCAAAUGUACAAAUUGCUGAGCAAGGUUCAACUAUUGAAAUGCUUCGUUCGGAAAAUGUUCAAGUACGUUCUCAAUUAUCAACGAUUCAACGUCGAAUGUUUCAAGAAAAACAACAAAUUAUGGAUUAUUUACGUCAAAUUGAAAAUGAUCUUAUAGAAAAAGAACAAAUAAAACAACGUGAAUUAUUAUUACGUCAAGAUUAUGAACAAUUACAAAUAAUAAAUAAACAAGAUCGAAAAGAAAUUGAACAUUUAAAAAAUUCGAUUAAUCAUGAUCAACAAAAAAUCGAAGAAUUACAAGAACAAUGUUCACAAUUAUUAAAUACAAUACAAAUUCAAGAUGAAGAAAAAAAACAAUAUAUAUUACAAUUAGAUAGUUAUCAAACUGAAAUAAAAAAACAUUUGAAUGAUGAACCUAUUGAUCAAUUGAUACCCAUAUCAAAUGAUCAAUAUCAAAGUGAACAAUUACUACAGACACCAGCUGAAUUCGUAUCGGAAUUGAAUAAUGAACGUGAUAAACUUCAGCAAGAUUUUGAUAAUUUAACUAUUCAAUAUAAAGAAUUAGAUCAAGAUUAUCAAGCAUGGCGAUUAUAUCAACAAAAUCAAUUAUUAAUAUUACGUGAUCGAUGUAAAUUAUGCAAUGAUACCGAUGAUAAUUUAUCUUUUGAUGAUCUUCUACAACAAAUUGAAAAUCGUUUUCGUAAUUUAGAAAAUGAAUGUGAUACACUAGCCAAUCGAGUCAUUGAAUUACAAGCAACAACUACACCAGAUAGUGAACGUGAAGAUAAACUUCGACAAGAUAUGAAAAUAUUAGCAAAUCAAUGUGCACAAUUAGAUGAAGCGAAUCGUGCAUGGCAACAAUUUCAACAGAAUCAACUUGAAAGUUUUCGAAAUAAACUUCAAUAUAGUCUACCAAUUGACAAUAAUAGUAAUUCGUUUGAUGAAAUAGCACAGCUUAUUGUUGAUCAUAUUAAACAAUUAGUAAAUGAACGUGAUACUCUCAUUCAUAAUAAUAUACAGACAACUGAAAAGCUUCAUAAUGACUUCGAAUCUGAGCCAAUUAAUAACAUUAAUAUACAACGACAAGAAUAUAUUCAUUCAAUACAUGAACAAUCACCAUCUCAAGAAAUAUCUAUUAAUAAUCUCACAUCUGCACCUAUGCUUAUGAAUGAACAUGAUGAAGAAAUUCGUAAGCUUCGUGAAAAUCUCGCUAACCUUACAACUCAAUGUACGCAACUUGAUGAAGCUAAUCAGGUACUUGUUUUGCAAGAACAAUUAGAUAAUAAAACUAAUGAUCUUGAGGAACAACAAAUGAAUGAUGAAUCAAAACAAAUAUCUAAAGGAAAUGAAUUAGAAUUUGUUCCAUUGAACAAUGAAGAAAAUGUUGAUGUUCUACGAAAAGAAUUUGAAGAUAUUGUGUCAAUUGAUUAUAAUGUUUCAUUUGAAGGAGUUGUUAGACAAAUCGUUGAUGAAAUGAAACGAGAACGAAAAGAACUAGAUGAACGUUAUGAAGCAUUAGAAAAAACAAACUAUGAUAUUCGAAUAGAAGCAGACAAUAAUAUGGAAUUAAUUCGAGAAUCUUGUCUUAACAGUAUAAAAGAAUUAAAUGAAGAAUUGUUAAAUAUGAAAGAAGAAUGUAAUGAAUUUGAGAGAAGAAAUAAAGAAUUACUUCUUGAAAUUGAAACUUUAAAUAAUCAAUUGAAUGAUCGAUCAAUAGUUGUUGGUCAACAUUCUCAAUCGAUUUCAAAUCUACUUGAGCAACAAAAUUCAGUUGUAUCAAAUGAAGAAUUUCAUGAUCAAGCAACAAGUAAUUCUGAUGAAAAUAAUCUUGCAACAACUCCAGUCAUUUUUGAAAAUAAUCCUAUACAAAUCGAUACGAUUGAUAAACAAAUUCAAACGGAAUCAUUCUAUCAAUUAUGGUCUACUGAUGAAGCUGAAAAGUUAUCGAAUAAUUAUGAAGAUGAUGAUGAUCGAUUAAAUGAAUAUAUUAAUGAAAUAUCUUCACUAUCACCAACUGAAGUUUCUAAUCAACUUAAUCAACAAUGUCAACAGAUAUUAUCGAAAGAAAAUCUUUCAUUAACUUCGUUUCCUAAUCUUGAAUCGAAUCAUUUAUCUUUACUUGCACUUCAUUCUCUCUAUACUCAACAUUUAACUGAUGAAGCUAAACAGUUAUAUAAUGAAACAAUUGUACGAGCAUUAAAACAAGAAUAUGAAUUAUUAAAUAAUGAAAAAACUGAUUUAAUUGAACAAUUAAAUUCUUUUCGAUUAAAAAAUGAUGAAUUACUUCAACAAAUUGAAUUAGAACAGAUACAUACAAAAGCUUUAAUUGAAAAAUAUGAAUUAAAUGAAAAUCAAUUAAAAAAUAAUUUAUUACAAUUAACUCAAGAAAAUCAACAAACAAUAGAAAAUAAAUAUGAAGAAUUAGAAAAGGAAUAUAAUCAAUUAAAACUAGAUUUUAAUGAACUUAUUAAUGAAAAUGAAUUAUUAAAAGAUUAUAAUGCACAAAUGUAUCAAGAAAAAUUUCAAGAAAAAGAAGAUAAUGGCUCGGUUGAAAGCAAAAAAUCACAUAAUGUUGAUAUUCAAUGUAAUUUAAAUUCUGAAGAUUCGAACUGGAAUAAUGAUUGGAAUGCAGAUACAACAAUAUCAACACAAGAUCAAGCAUCAAAUGAACAAGAAAUAAUUCGAUUGAAAACAAUUAUUGAAGAAAUUCAAAAUGAAAAUGAAAACUUACGAGUUUUAUCUAAUUGCAUCAAUAAUCAAUCAAUAUCUGUUAAUACUUUUACUCAAACAGAAACAGAAAAUGAAAAUAAUGAUUGGAAUGAAGAUGUCAUAAUACCACAAAUAUCAACAGUGGAUCAGACAUCGAAUGAACAAGAAAUAAUUCGAUUAAAAACAAUUAUUGAAGAAGUUCAAAAUGAAAAUGAAAACUUACGAGUUUUAUCUAAUUGCAUUAAUAAUCAAUCGAUAUCUAUUAAUACUUUUACUCAAACAGAAUAUGAAGAUAAUGAUGAAAUUUCAUCUGUAAAAGAUGAUUCUUCUAAACAAACUAUUGAUAAUCAAACUCAAACAGAUGAUCAACCACAAGAUAAAUUAACACAAACUAAUACGAAAUUAAAACGUGCUCUACAAACUAUCAAAGACAAAAUCAAUCGAAUAGUUAUUGAACAACCGGAAUUAUUUCCUGAGUCAACUGAUGAUACUAUCGUACGAUUAGAUCAUUUAAUUUCAGCUAUUGAACAACAAGCAAUACAAAUUGAUCUUUUGAAAACUAAAUCAGAUAUAUCAAUACCAACAUUAAGUGUACAAGAAAUUGAACAAAUAAUAGAAGAAAGAAAUCAACUUCAAAGUGAAAAAUUAACCAAUAAUGAGGAAAUUCAUAAUUUAAGAUCUCAAUUAGUUGGACGUGGUGAACAAGUACAAGAAUUGAAUGAGAAAUAUUCUGAAAUUGUAUCAAAUGUUGAGAAACCAAAUAUUGAAACUGUUGACAAUGAGACCCAAACAGAUGAACAACAAAAAGAUAAACUUGCGCAAAUUAAUAAUAAAUUGAAACGUGCAUUACAAAAUAUUAAAGAAAAAAUUCAACGAAUUGUGAAUGAAAAACCUGAAUUAUUUGUUAAUUCGAGUGAUGAUACUGUCGAACGAUUGGAUAAUUUACUUUCUGCUAUUGAAAUUUUACAAAACGAGCGCGAUCAUGCUUUGCAGAAAAUCGAUGAACUUCAAAAUACAAAUCGAGAUCAAAUUGAUAAUAUGUCGUCAUCGAUAACAACACAAAUCCAUUCGGAAGAUUCUCUAUCUGAAGAUUAUCAAAAACAAAUUGAUCAACUUCAAAAACAUCUUUCACAAAAAGAUGAAGAACGAAGUUUAUUACGUGAACGUUUGAAUGAAGUUGAAGUUGAAUUUCGAAAAACUCUAGAUGAUCAUGAAUCAACAGUAAAUAAAUAUGAAUUUCUUAAACAAGAACGAGAUGUAUUGAUUGAACAACAAGAAAUUUCCACCACUGAAAGUCAAAAUAAAAUCGAAGAAUUAGAAAAUGAAUUAGAUCAACUGAAGCAAUCGGCUAUUACUCAACAUGCACAAAUCCAAACCGACAAAAAUAUUCAAUCAUUGGAGACAGUAAUUAACCAACAAUCUCAGCAAAUUAUACAUCUAAAUGACAAAAACACAGAACUUUUAUCUCAAUUAGAAACCCAUGCUAAACUUGACCAUGAAAAGGAACAAACAGAAAAGCAAUUAGCUCAUUAUCAAAAGCAACUAAAAGAUCUCCUCAAACAAAAUACAAAUCUCACAGAAGAGCUAAAAAAAAGCACCAUAUCAUCACCUGUUGAAACUACAGAUAAUGAAAGUCAAACGGAUGAACGACAACAAGAGAAACUAGCUCAAGUCAAUAAUAAAUUGAAGCGUGCCUUACAAGGAAUUAAAGACAAGAUUCAUCGUGUCGUCAAUGAAAAACCUGAUCUCUUCGAUGGUGUCAGUGAAGAUACAAGUGAACGACUUGAACAUUUAAUCUCCACUGUAGAAAAUCAAGCAGCAUACAUUAAUAUAUUGCAAAGUGAACGUGAUCAAGUUCAAGAACAACUCACUUCACCAUCUGCUGAAAACAGUUCAUCGAUUGUGGAUGAUUAUCAACAACAAAUCCAUCAACUUCAACAGAAUCUCUUAGAAAAAGAUGAACAACAAAGUUUAUUGAAAGAAAAUUUAAAUAAAGUUGAAGCUGAACUAGAACAGAUACGAAAUGAUUAUUCAUCAAUAGUAACUGAAUAUAAGUUGCUUGUUCAACAACAAACACAAGAGUCACAAAAUAGUCAACUUGAAAUUCAGCAACUGAAAGAAUCAGCUGACCUGAAACAAUCAGUUACGCAUGAACAUAUCGAAACUCAAACAGAUGAAGAUAUUAAUGCAUUACAUGAACUGAUUGAAGAACAAUCUCAACAAAUGAAAGCUCUGAACGAAAUCAAUAACGAAAAGAAAGAACUUGAAGAGCGUCUUAAUGAACGUGAAAGUCAAAUUAAAAAUCUGAUGGAAGAAAUAGCUAACAGUAAAUCGUCUCACGCCGAAACUACAGAUAACGAAUGUCAAACAGAAGAACUCCAGGAAGGCAAAGGUGCGCAAAUGAAUAAAAAACUGAAACGUUCAUUACAAGGAAUUAAAGAUAAGAUACAUCGUGUCGUAAACGAAAAACCUGAUCUCUUUGAUGGCGUUAGUGAAGAUACAACUGAACGUCUUGAUCAUCUAAUCUCAACCAUAGAAAAUCAAACAGCAUACAUUAAUAUAUUACAAAGUGAACGUGAUCAAGUUCAGGAACAACUCACUUCACCUUCUGCUGAAAACAGUUCAUCGAUUGUGGAUGAUUAUCAACAACAAAUCCAUCAACUUCAACAGAAUCUCUCGCAAAAAGAUGAACAACAAAGUUUGUUGCAACAAAAUUUAAAUAAUGUCGAAGCUGAACUAGAACAGGUUCGAAAUGAUUAUUCAUCAAUAGUGACUGAAUAUGAGUUGCUUGGUCAACAACAAACACAAGAGUCACAAAAUAGUCAACUUGAAAUUCAGCAACUGAAAGAAGCAGUUGAUCUGAAACAAUCAGUCAAGUAUGAACAUGUCGAAACUCAAACAGAUGAAGAGUAA